CCGCCGGGCCCGCAGACGGCUCUGGCUCCGGCUCCGGCUCCGGCAGCCUCGCGGCCGCCCCAAGCUCGUACGACCCGGCCUUUACGCACGAGGCCCGGCUCGCCGACGCCGCACGCGUCCGGGCCGCCCACUUUGGCUCCAACGACCCGGAGCGCGAGCUCGUGACGUUUGGCGUGUCGCCCGACGAACCCGAGUCGCAGCCCACGGAAAAGACGGUGCGCGAGAUUGCCGAGGCCCGCGAGCUGGGCGCCCGCCUCAUCACGAUGCACGUCGCCAUGGGCCCCUGCGACGGCGCCCGGCGGCACAUUGUCCAGCAGCUCGCCGACGCGGGCGUCCUGGGGCCCGACCUCGUCUUCAGCCACGGCGCCUCCUUCACCGACGGCGAGCUGGCAGCCAUCCGGGCAUCCGGCGCGGGCAUCGUCGGCACGCCCGACACGGAGCUGCAGAUGGGCAUGGGCUUCCCCGUCGUCUUCCGCGCCCGCGACGCCGGCUGCAACGCUUGCCUGGGCAUCGACAUCACAUCCAACCAGGGCAAUGAUUUCGUCGCGCAGAUGCGCCUGGCCAUCCAGGUCCAGCGCGCCUUGCAGAACGAGCACGGCGGGGGGCUCCCGACCGUCGUGGCCCGCAAGACGGCAGAGGUCCUGCACAUGGGCACCCUCGGCGGCGCCCGCGUGCUGCAGCUCGACCACCUCGUCGGCACCCUCGAGGUCGGCAAAAAAGCUGACCUCGCCCUCGUCGCCUGCGACGACCUCGAGACCCUCCCGGUCACGGACCCCGUCGGCGCCGUCGUCUUUCACACCUCCCCGGCCCACAUUGACACCGUCAUCGUCGACGGCGUCGUCCGCAAGUCGGGAGGCAAGCUCGUCGCAGACACCUCCAAGCUCAGGGACGACAUCAGCCGCCGCGGCGCUGAGCUCAAUGCCCUCGCGGCAACGUGCGACCUGACUGAGGCCCGCGUGAGGUGGCUCAAACUGCUCCGGGGGGAGCCUCUCUAGGUCACGUGGUCAUUAGUAUAGUUUAUUCAAGUUGCAUGCAUGUAUAUUUAUUCAUUCCCUUAUGC
Molecule: messenger RNA, 1060 nt
Organism: Microdochium trichocladiopsis
Lineage: Eukaryota; Fungi; Ascomycota; Sordariomycetes; Xylariales; Microdochiaceae
Exons: 1
Coding region: 264-995 (243 amino acids)
Molecular function (GO): hydrolase activity, acting on carbon-nitrogen (but not peptide) bonds
Source: RefSeq, a predicted model, not a curated record